GUGCUGCUGAGCGAGCUGGCGUGGGGACCCGUGAGCUGCGGCUUGGCAUCGGCGAUAGGGGUCCACCGGAAAAGAGCGGAGGGACAACGCCAGCCCGCACUUGCCUCCUUCUCUCCCGCCACGCCCCCGCGCCCCUGCGCUCCGGGACACCACUGAUCUCCUCUGACCAGGCCGGCCAUGGAGCGCGAGGUCCAGCGGCUUCGCCAGGCGUUUCGGUCCGGCCGUUCGCGUCCUCUGCGGUUCCGGCUGCAGCAGCUCGAGGCUAUGCGAAGGAUGGUGCAGGAGCACGAGAAGGACAUCCUAGCCGCCAUCGCCGCCGACCUGUGCAAGAGUGAAUUCAACGCGUACAGUCAUGAAGUCAUCGCUGUCCUUGGGGAAAUUGAUCUUAUGCUGGGAAGUCUUUCCGAAUGGGUUACUGCUAAACCAGUUAAGAAGAACUUGCUUACCAUGAUGGAUGAGGCCUAUGUUCAGCCAGAGCCCCUGGGAGUCGUACUGAUUAUCGGAGCUUGGAAUUACCCUUUCGUUCUCACCAUCCAGCCAAUGUUGGGAGCCAUCGCUGCAGGAAAUGCUGUGGUUCUCAAGCCUUCAGAAAUAAGUGAAAAUACAGCCAAGAUCUUGGCUAAGCUCCUCCCUCAGUAUUUAGACCAGGACCUGUACACAGUUAUUAAUGGUGGUGUUGAGGAAACCACAGAGCUUCUGAAGCAGCGAUUCGACCAUAUUCUCUAUACGGGAAGUACCACAGUUGGAAAAAUUGUCAUGGAAGCUGCUGCAAAGCAUCUGACUCCUGUGACACUUGAAUUGGGAGGGAAAAGUCCGUGUUACAUUGAUAAAGACUGUGACCUGGACAUUGUUUGCAGACGUAUAACCUGGGGAAAAUUCAUGAACUGUGGUCAAACAUGCAUCGCUCCUGACUACAUUCUCUGUGAAGCCUCCCUCCAGAAUCAAAUUGUGCAGAAAGUUAAGGAAACUCUGAAGGAAUUUUAUGGAGAAAAUAUAAAAGAAUCUCCUGAUUAUGAAAGGAUCAUCAAUCUUCAUCAUUUUAAGAGGGUACAAAGUCUGCUUGAAGGACAAAAGAUAGCACUUGGUGGGGAGACUGAUGAGGCCACACGCUACAUAGCCCCAACAAUACUUACUGAUGUUGAUCCUGAAACCAAGGUAAUGCAAGAAGAAAUUUUUGGACCAAUUCUUCCAAUCGUGCCUGUGAAAAAUGCAGACGAAGCCAUAAAUUUCAUAAAUGAUCGUGAGAAGCCCCUGGCUCUCUAUGUAUUUUCUCAUAACAGCAAGGUCAUCAAACAGAUGAUUGAUGAGACAUCCAGUGGUGGUGUCACAGGCAAUGAUGUCAUCAUGCACUUUGCUCUUACUUCUUUGCCAUUUGGAGGAGUGGGUUCCAGUGGAAUGGGGGCUUAUCAUGGAAAACAUAGUUUCGAUACUUUUUCUCAUCAACGUCCCUGUUUAUUAAAGUCUUUAAAGAGAGAAGGUGCUCACAAACUCAGAUAUCCUCCCAACAGCCAGUCAAAGGUGGAUUGGGCAAAAUUUUUCCUGCUGAAACAGUUCAACAAAGGAAAACUUGGGCUCCUGUUGUUCGUGUUCAUGGGUGUGGUGACAGCUGUGCUUGUCAAGAAAUACCAAGCUGUGCUGAGGAGAAGGGCCCUGUUGAUUUAUCUGGUAGCUCACAGACUGCGUUGGUCCAGUAAACAGUGAUGAACCGAUUUCAGACCCCAGCUCUUUCUGUUAAGAGUGAGGCUGUGUAUUACUGAAGAAUGAUCCUGUUCAACCUCCUAAUUGUCUCUUCUGAAUUACUCCUCUACCAGACGAUUAAUGAACCAGUAAUUUUCAAAUCCUGCCAAAUCAGAAAAUAUGUAAAUGUGCUAUGAUCAAACCUAAAAGUCAUUGCCACUCACCAUUAAUAACUUUUCCAUUUCA
This is a messenger RNA of Castor canadensis (American beaver), 1923 nucleotides long. RefSeq names its product aldehyde dehydrogenase 3 family member A2 (gene Aldh3a2). Gene Ontology annotation, biological process: aldehyde metabolic process. Gene Ontology annotation, cellular component: cytoplasm. The record is from RefSeq and is a predicted model, not a curated record. NCBI's taxonomy places the organism in Eukaryota, Metazoa, Chordata, Mammalia, Rodentia, Castoridae. Gene Ontology annotation, molecular function: aldehyde dehydrogenase (NAD+) activity; 3-chloroallyl aldehyde dehydrogenase activity.